CGCAUGUCCGCUAAUCUCCACAUCAUGCCCUGUAGGUAACCGUUCGUGGAUAUGAUGUAUAGAUCUGCACAAAAUGCCCGGCGACACUCAAACGAGACCCAAGCUUCCAGUCAUUCUUAUGAAAGGCGUGAGUGUCACGCAGCCGCUUAGUUUGCCUGUUUACAUAUCAGUACACAGCAGUAAACCUUCUAAAAAACCUAGAAAUGUCUUUUUACAGAAACGCAGUUUGGUUCCUGAAGGGUCUUCAAGAAUAUACAAAGAGCGGCUAUGAAGCAGCAGCGAAACACUUUGUAUCUUCCGAUCUGGAGGUGAAUUUGAGCGGCAGGUCGUUCGUCAUCACAGGGGCCAACAGUGGCAUCGGGAAGGCCACGGCGAAUGAAAUAGCCAAAAGAGGUGGGACGGUGCACCUGGUAUGUCGGAAUAAAAGUCGAGCGGAGGAGGCCAGAAAAGACAUUGUGGAGCAGAGUGAAAAUGAGAACGUCCAUGUUCACAUUGUGGACAUGUCCAGUCCCAGGCAGGUGUGGGAGUUUGCCAGUGCGUUCAGUCAGAACCACAGCGUGCAUGUGCUGAUCAACAACGCUGGGUGUAUGGUGAAUCAGAGGGAACUGACUGACGAAGGCCUGGAGAAAAACUUUGCCACGAACACGCUCGGAACGUUCAUCCUGACCACAGCACUGAUUCCUGCUUUGAAAAAUUCCCAGGACCCAAGAGUUGUCACUGUGUCGUCUGGAGGGAUGCUGGUUCAGAAGCUGGACGUAGAGGAUCUACAGUUUGAGAAGGGAACCUUUGACGGCACCAUGGCUUACGCCCAGAACAAGAGGCAACAGGUGGUCAUGACAGAGCAGUGGGCAGCUCAACACAAAGAGAUCCACUUCUCGUCCAUGCACCCAGGCUGGGCCGACACGCCAGCGGUGCAGUCGUCCAUGCCAGAUUUCCACGCUAAGAUGAAAAAUAAACUGCGCACUGAGGCGCAGGGGGCGGACACGGUGGUCUGGCUGGCUGUUUCGGAUGCUGCCGUUAGACAGCCCAGUGGCCUCUUCUUCCAAGACAGAAAGGCAGUGUCCACCCAUCUGCCCCUGGCCUUCUCCAGGUCCUCUCCUGCUGAGGAGGCGAAGCUCAUGAGCACACUGGAGCAGCUUGCGGAGAAGUUCAAACCAUGAGUUGUGAUGUAAGAAGUUAUAAGCUCUCUAUGGCGCAGUAUCUGAAGGCCAACCAGGACAUUUUAAGGGGAGUCUGAAGAAAAAGCAGACACAUUUGAGGAUUCUUCUGCAGGUCAUCCAUCAUUCCAGCACUUAAACUGUCUAAUGAGUCUGGAUUCCGUGUUUUUAUUCUUGCCACAACACUAAAUCUUUAUUUAAGUCUAUGUUGAGCUGCUAAUGCUAGCACUUGAGAACAUUUCUUAACACACACCAAGAUGCACUACCUGUCCAAAAGUUUGUAGACAGCUGCUCCGCCAAAGUUUCUUCUGAAAUCAAACGUACUAAUAGUGGGUUUUUCUAACUUUGCUGCAGUAACAGCCUCUACUUUUCUGGAAAGGCUUUACACUAGAUAUUGGAACAUUGCAAUGAGGAUUUGAUAGCGUUUAGCCAUAAUAGCAAUAUCGUUAGUAAGCUCAGGUACUUAUGCUCGGUGAUUAGUUCUGGAUCCCUCCAACUCAUCCCAAAGGAAUUUGGAUGGAGCUCCAUCACUCCAGAGAAUGCAGUUCCACUGCUCCACAUCCCAGUGCUGGUGGGCUUUAUACCCCCUCUGGCUCACACUUGGUGUUGGGCAUGGUGGCCUUAGGCUCAGGCAAGCUGUGGGUGUGCACUUGAACACCUCUCUCCGCAACUUAAUAAGUGAAUUCACUCAGUAGAAGGGCAGUCUGGAUACUUUUGGAUAUACAGUGUGCAUCCUCUUAGGAGCAAAUGGACAAAACCAGUGCUUGUUUACUCAUGAACAAAUUUAAAUUUUUAUACAUUUGAUAUACUAUGUUAGAUGAUUUACUUUUGAAGAUGACAUAGCCAGAAAAAAGAAGCUCCACACAUAUUCUAAUGGAUCUAGUGGAUGUUCUUUGUAUACAGCCACAGAUUUCCACCAAUAAAAGGCAAUUAAAACUA
This is a messenger RNA of Colossoma macropomum (tambaqui), 2096 nucleotides long. RefSeq names its product dehydrogenase/reductase (SDR family) member 12 (gene dhrs12). Lineage: Eukaryota; Metazoa; Chordata; Actinopteri; Characiformes; Serrasalmidae. Bases 204 to 1160 code for a protein of 318 amino acids. The transcript is spliced from 10 exons. The record is from RefSeq and is a predicted model, not a curated record.